Molecule: messenger RNA, 1899 nt
Organism: Colius striatus (speckled mousebird)
Lineage: Eukaryota; Metazoa; Chordata; Aves; Coliiformes; Coliidae
Gene: SHC3
Product: SHC adaptor protein 3
Exons: 12
Coding region: 1-1899 (632 amino acids)
Biological process (GO): intracellular signal transduction; cell surface receptor protein tyrosine kinase signaling pathway
Cellular component (GO): plasma membrane
Molecular function (GO): receptor tyrosine kinase binding
Source: RefSeq, a predicted model, not a curated record
AUGCUUCAACGUACCAAGUAUAACCGCUUCAGGAAUGAUUCGGUGACAUCAGUUGAUGAUCUUUUUCACAAUUUGUCCAUGAACAGCAAGGUCUCAGCAGUUGCUACGACUUCGACAGCACCUUCGUAUGUGGUCUCACCAGAGGUUCUCCGCAAGGACCAAGAAGAUGGACCCACCACCCUGUGUACCCUCAUUCAUAAAGUGUCCCACUUAAAACUUUCUACCACAGGCAGCCUUUUGGGUAUCAAAAACCUCUCCUCUGCAGUGAAGGAGCUUGCUGUCUCUAAGUUGCAGGGAAGCUCGAGUGCUUCUAGCUCAGCAGCAGGAGCUUCAGACAACACAUGUAACCUUGUCUCUGCCACUUCGUGUUCUCAGCAGGACGUGAGCAAGAUGAGUAUGGGGAAAAAACCACGGCCAGAGGAAAUGCACCUGGGAGGUGAAGACUGGAAUCAAAGUAGCAGCUUUGUCCAUAAACCCUCUCGAGGAUGGCUGCACUCUAGUGAGAAGAUCCUGGGACCUGGUGUGACGUACGUUGUGAAGUACUUGGGAUGUAUAGAAGUCUUACGCUCAAUGAGAUCUCUUGACUUCAAUACUAGAACACAGAUUGCAAGGGAAGCAAUCAGUCGUGUUUGUGAAGCCGUGCCUGGUGCCAAAGGAGCCUUCAAGAGACGAAAGCCACCAAGCAAAGUUCUUUCUAGCAUCUUGGGAAAGAGCAAUCUUCAGUUUGCAGGAAUGAGCAUAAUGCUGAAUAUCUCCACCACCAGCUUAAACCUGAUGACUCCUGAUACAAAACAGAUCAUAGCAAAUCACCAUAUGCAAUCCAUUUCUUUUGCGUCUGGAGGUGAUCCGGAUACAACUGACUAUGUUGCAUAUGUAGCUAAGGAUCCUGUUAAUCGGAGAGCUUGUCAUAUACUGGAAUGCUGUGAUGGCCUCGCCCAGGAUGUCAUCAGCACCAUCGGGCAAGCAUUUGAACUUCGAUUUAAGCAAUACUUGCGAUGCCCCUCUAAGAUACCUACUUUCCAUGACAGAAUGCAGAGUUUGGAUGAGCCAUGGAUGGAGGAAGAUAAGGAGGCAACAGAACAUCCUUAUUACAACAACAUCCCAAAUAAAAUGCCCCCCCCUGGUGGCUUCUUUGACGCCAGGCUCAAAGCAAGGCUUCCCUCUGCUGUAGACACAGUUCAGUCAGCAGCAGGAGUGGGAAGAGAGCAAACCUAUUACCAGAGUCGUCACUUAGGGGACAAAUUCAGUGAAGACUGGCAUCACAGGCCUAUUAAGCAAGGAUCUCUGGAUAUUUGCAGUAUGCCAGAAGGGAAAUCACAAGUAACUCCAACAGCAGAGAUGCCAACAUACGUGAACACACAGCACAUAAAUAUAGAAGCUCUGUUGGCACUUCAGACGGAUGCUGAAAGUUCCUUCAGUGGAGCAGCAGAUGAUACCAAAGAAAGCAGCCCAGGAAAGGAUCUGUUUGAUAUGAAGCCAUUUGAAGAUGCCCUCAAGAACCAAACGUCUGAGGCUGCAUUGACGAAAUCCACUUUCAUGGGAUGCACUAGUCCUCUUUUAUCCCAAGCAGCUGACUGGACUGUAGCUGAAGAGCUGAGUAGAGAGCCAUGGUAUCAAGGAGAGAUGAGCAGGAAAGAAGCAGAACAGCUGUUAAAGAAAUGUGGAGAUUUCCUUGUGAGGAAGAGUACCACUAAUCCUGGCUCCUAUGUGCUGACAGGCCUGCAUAAUGGACAAGCCAAGCAUCUCCUUUUGGUGGACCCAGAAGGAACUGUUCGUACAAAAGAUCGUGUCUUUGACAGCAUAAGUCAUCUCAUCAAUCAUCAUCUUGAGAAUAAUUUGCCAAUAGUUUCUUCUGGAAGUGAACUCUGCUUGCAGCAGCCUGCUGAGAGGAAACACUGA